Paramisgurnus dabryanus is the source of this 1949-nucleotide messenger RNA. The record is from RefSeq and is a predicted model, not a curated record. NCBI's taxonomy places the organism in Eukaryota, Metazoa, Chordata, Actinopteri, Cypriniformes, Cobitidae.
CAUUCGUGCCUUGAAAUGUCGGUUGCCUUUCUGAAAUGGAACCCGAAAUAUUAAACCUUGAUGACGUAUGGGGUCGACCAACGCAACUUCCGGAGAACCCACCCAACAACAUGUUCGGGAUGUCCGGCGAGACUGACCACCCUAUUUGGCAAACAUAUUUUUUAUUAUAUUAAAAAUUCGCCCAUCAAUACGUUAAACUCGCAACGUAAUUAAAAUAUGUGAUGGAAACCAGUCGGACACCCAGAGAUAUACUGAAGUACCUCAAACACCUAAAGCAACAUGGCGAUCAUUUUACUCAUCAUCUCUUUGUUGAUCAACGACAACUAUCACAAAAAUGCUGCAGUCUUGGUCCUCAAAAUCUGUCUUCUGGUGUGUUUCAAAAGUGUUGUUAGUGAUGUGUCAGUGUCACUAUAUGAGGGAGAUUCUGUUUCUUUACACACAAACACUAAAACACAGAAAGAUCAUCUGAUCGAGUGGAGGUUUGGCGAUCAACAGCAUCUUAUAGCUAGAAUCAAUGGGGAACCUACCUCACUCAAAAUAUAUGAUGAUGUUCUUGAUGGGAUAUUCAGACACAAACUGCAGGUGAACACUGAGACUGGAGAUCUCACCAUCACAAACAUCACAACUAAUAAUAACACUGGAAUAUAUAAGCUAGAGAUCAGCAACAGAGCAAUCACGAGAAAGACAUUCAUCAUAAAUGUGUCUGGUGAUAAAGUGACGGUGAUGGUGGGAGAUUCUGUCAUUACAGUCAAAAAUGUUAUCAAGAAACCAGGAGAUGAGAAGAUUGUGUGGAGGAUUCGACACAACAACUCUCCUGUAGCUGAAAUGAAUGGAACGGUCUUAACUUAUAAUGUUAAUGGUGAGAGAUUCAGAGACAGACUGCAGGUGGAUCAGACUGGAGAUCUCCUCAUCACAGACAUCAGACCUGAAGACUCUGGAUUUUAUGAUGUAGAUAUCACUGUCGGCAGUCACAUAUAUACUAUACACAGAUCAUUCACUGUCUAUGUCAAAGAUCGGUCAUCUGGUUUGUCUUCAGGCGUUAUAGCAGGAAUCUGUGUUGUUGUUCUGGGUGUUGUUGGUGUUGCUGCUGUUGUUGGUUUUAUCAUUUGCCGCAAGUCUUUUAAGGCUAAUGGAAAUGAGCCAAAAGAUGUAGGCCCCUCAAUAAACAAUGAAGAGACAGGAGGAGAGUCAACAGAGAUGAACAAACCAUUGAGGACUGGAGAUCCCAGCAGCAGUGAUGUUCCUUAAAAGUGUAAUCUCAUCAACAUUACAAACAUAUCAACAUUAUUGACUUAUAACAUCACUCUCAUUUCAAUGACUUUAAAACCUGUCUGACUGUAUGCUGAUGAGGAACUGAACCAGAAGAAAAGCUCUCAAGACUACUGAAACACUGAAAAAAAAUAUAAAGUCAAGUUUAUAGAGCACUUCACAGACACUGUAUACAAUGUACACUAUAUACACACAUGCAUUAACAUUACCUCAUAAUAGAUUUCAUACCUGGUACUACACUGGAAAGACUGUUUUGAAUGUACUAUUUGCUGUUUCAUGCUCAUAUCUGCAUAGCUAUGAUAACUCCGUAUAAUUGCAAUGUAACAGCCUGAAUGAACACAGAUGCAAAUGUAACUAGCAUUACAAAAUGCAAGCUGCCUUAAAAUUUUCUUUAAAAUAAGUUUUUGACAAUCUGGUGCUACUACUUUGAUAUGUGUAAUAUCAACUUUCUUCACACCAACUGUAAGCUAUGUUUUUAUUAUUUGGCUACAGUUUUUAGUUUUAAACAACUUUAAAAGAAUUAUUACGGUACUUGUGUUUUCUCAAUCAUUGGAGAACUUUGUAAAUUGAAAUCUAAAGUUCUUACUGGGAUUUUUUUUCGUACUUUUAUUUUGUGAAUGUAAAAACUGUUUUAACGGAUCACUUGAGAUGUUUUGACCUCAAUUAAAUCUCUGUUCUGA